Molecule: messenger RNA, 4074 nt
Organism: Osmia lignaria (orchard mason bee)
Lineage: Eukaryota; Metazoa; Arthropoda; Insecta; Hymenoptera; Megachilidae
Gene: Su(z)12
Product: Polycomb protein Su(z)12
Cellular component (GO): RSC-type complex; nucleus; ESC/E(Z) complex
Molecular function (GO): chromatin DNA binding
Source: RefSeq, a predicted model, not a curated record
UAAGAGUGCGCUUUAGUUGCAGGCUGAGCGCCGCAGAUUUCGCGCGGGGCGGGUAUUGUCAUUGUAUUUUCACGUGACAAAAUAAGUUUUCUUAGGAUAUUUAAUAACAAAUCACGUGAAAAUGCCGCCGAAAAAGCGGGAGAAAGAAGUGGAUGGACAAAGAGGUCCUCGAAUGGAUCAAAUACAAGCAGAUCAUGAGCUAUUCCUGCAGGCCUUCGAAAAGCCAACCCAGAUUUAUCGAUUUUUACGCACAAGAAACCAAAUUUCACCAAUAUUUCUAUAUAGAAAUUUAACUUACAUGAAGCAACGUAUGUCCAGAAGUCAUAAGUCUCGAAGAGGAUUUAAAACUGACAUGAUAUUGGAAAAAUUAAUGUCAAAAAACAAACAAGAGGAAAACCCAGGUGUUCGUGGAUAUAUGACUCUUACUUUUUUAGGUUUUUAUGAUAAGAAAGUUGAAAUACCUCAAGAUCCAGUAAAAGUAGAAACAUUGUUGUUGAAAAUAUGUCACAAAAAACGAAAAGAUGUGAGUUCACCAAUUAUGCAGGUUUCUGUUGGCACAAGCGAAGUUCCAAUAAAUCCUUGUGAAAAUCAACCACCUCCAAAAGUACCUACUAUAUCUAUACCUAAUGAGAGCUUCAGUUUAAAUAAUGGUCAUGUAGCAAAGACCUAUAUGCUUUUACUUAGAGUUUAUUGUACAUCAAAUACUGGCUGCCUUAUGCAUAACUGUGAUUUAGAUGAACCGGCUCAAAAACGUCGUAAGUCUUCUACUGGUUCAAUUAAAACUUCAGGAGAAGAAGUAAAAUUGUAUGGUUCCGAACUGAUAGUAUAUGAUAAACAUAAUAGAUGUUUGUUGACCGAUGGCGAUUAUGAAUUAGGUUUACAAGAAGUACAAACCAAUAUUCGAUCUAGCCCAAAGAAGCACAGCUCUUGGGAGUCUGUACCUGACAUCAAAGAAUGCGGUCCUUUUGAAGUAUUUAGCAAAGGACCAACAUUAAAGUUUCGACUUAAUUGGACGACUGAACCGAGUACUGGUUUAGUUGAUAGACCAUCUCCGAUACAUACAGCACCAAACGGUGAUAAUAAAGAAAAUCGAUCAGUAAAUACUGGUCUAGAACGUUCUUCCACAAAUAAUAAUAGUAGUAUUAACAAUAAUAACAAUUCUACACUGCCAACACCUAGUCCUCUUAACUCUUCAAGAAUGACAACACCCAGUGAAAAGUUGGACACUUCUACGGGUACUCAGCAAAUAGUUUACCAGUUCCUGUACAAUAAUAAUAGUCGUCAACAAACAGAAGCUUGCGAAGAUUUACAUUGCCCUUGGUGUUCGUUAGAUUGUGGAAAGCUCUAUUCGUUGUUAAAACACUUAAAACUAUGUCAUUCACGAUUUACAUUCACAUAUGUGCCAAUUCCACAAGGUGCUCGUAUAGAUGUAGCAAUAAACGAAUGCUAUGAUGGCUCCUAUGCAGGAAGCCCUCAUGAAUUGAUAUCACAACCUUCUAGCGUAGCUUUUUCCAGAACAGGGCCAACAAGACGUACAAGUGUAACAAAUAUUUUAGUAUGUCGCCCAAAAAGAACUAAACCAAGUCUUUCAGAAUUUCUGGAGCUUGAUGAAAAUGAGUACGAAAGCCAAAGACCUUACAUUACAGGACAUAAUAGAUUAUAUCAUCAUACUGUCACAUGUUUGCCUAUAUAUCCAAAAGAAAUGGAUAUUGAUUCUGAAGGAGAAAACGAUCCAAAAUGGUUGCAAACUAAAACGAUGAUGAUGAUCGAUGAUUUUACAGACGUAAACGAAGGAGAAAAAGAACUUAUGAAAAUGUGGAAUUUACACGUUAUGAAAUAUGGCUAUGUAGGAGACUGUCAAAUACCAUUGGCUUGCCAAAUGUUUCUAGAAACUAAAGGAAAGGAAUUGCUCAUGAAAAAUUUGUAUCGUAAUUUUGUUCUACAUAUGUGUAGUUUGUUUGAUUUUGGCUUAAUUAGCCCUGUGGUUUUAUAUCAAACAAUUCAAAAAUUACAAGAGAUAAUGAAGGAAGGAGGUGAAAAUAGUGAUAUUCGAAAAGUUUUACAAAAGUCGCACGAAGCUCAAGUUGAAAAAUGGCUUAGUUCAGGUUUUCAUGCAUCUUUAGAUACUAAACAAAAUAGUACAACUGCUAAAGUAAAUUUUAAUAAUGACGUAUCAAAUUCUAAUGCAAGACGUAAAACCUCUUUACCUCUUGGUUCACCAAAUUCGCAAUCCGUGAAAACAACGGUAUCUAUCCACAAUACUAUUACUAAACAUGCUAACAUGAUGUCGACAACAUCGAAUAAGACUGUAAAUCAUAAUAGUACAAUACAAAACUCUAUUAAUAAAAAUGCUAAUACAUUUACAUCAAUGCAAAGCGGUGCGAAUAAAACUGCUUCUACAGUUUGUAUAACGAAUACUACUAAUAGUAAAACUUCUACAACAGUGUCAAUCACUAAUGGGAUAUCCAAUCAAAAUGAAACAGGACGAAGACAAGCGAGUGAUAUACCAACUCGGCGUAAAAGUACAAAUUCGAUAAUUCAGAUUUCAGAGAAUACGACACUUUUACGUCGAAAGUCAAUGGCCAGUGAAAAUGCGACUACCGAGUAUCAUAGAAGAAAAUUGAUUUUGGAUCCAGUAUCAAAUAGUGGUAAUGCUAACCAAAAACCACCCCAAAGUGGAAGUAGCUAUUAGUAAUCAGUAUGCAUACGCUACUAAUUGUACAUUUUUGUACAGCCGCGUGCAACGAAGGCUUUUGUCGGCUAAAUGAAGAUGUAAGAGAAGUGUAGGGGAAGAAGCCAUUUAGUGGUUUAAGAAGCGUGGGAGACGAUGAUAGGAAGUUACCUAUUCUGCACAUAAAAAAUAACGGUGAGUCCGAUGGGAAGCAUCUUCCUUCUCCUACACUUGUCCUUAACCGAGAGAAACCUAAUUGCGCACGCGUUUGUACGGUAUUUGUUGCAAAGAAUAUAAUUAUAAUUAGGAUGAUUGACAUUUAGCUAAUAUUUGAUAAUCAUUGCUCUAGCCAUUAGAUGAAUUUUCUAUGAAUUUGAAAAUUGUAAUUGUAAAAAUGAAGUAUGCAACAAAUUUUAAAAGAAAGGAAAAAAUAAUGUAAACAAUUCCCAUAGUUUUAACUAAAAUUUGGAAAUAAUUGAAUGUGGAUACAAAAAAAAAAAAUUUAUUUUUUUGAACAUACGUAAUCGAAAACCUAAUUUCAUAAAAAUAUAAUAUACCCGUUCUUUCUUGGUCUAGUCAAUAAUGCUUUUUAUGUUUCCAAUUUUCUAAAGCUUUUUAUUUGCUUAAAUAAAAUUGUAUUGCCUCGUAUACUUACAAUUUUAAAAACAGAAUUACAGAAAACAAGGGCACUGAAUUCAUACUUAGAUAUGAUAGCUUAUUCUUUUAUACGAUAAAACAAUUGUAGUUCUUGUGUAAUGUUCAUUUAAAUUAUUUGAUAGAUGAAUUUAAUGUCUAAAGUUAAUACGAAAUUAGAAAAGCUAGUACAUAAUCUCUUGAAAGAUGGGACCUUGGUACAAUUACUUCAGAUAUACCUUGUAAAUUUAAUUCCAUAUAAAACUGAGGCUGUAAAUUAUAAGUUUUACCCAAAAAAUGAGGAAUGAAGUGUUAUAUAAAAGUGCCUUUAUGAAGCAAGAAAAAUCUGAAUGUGAGAGUGACUAUCGCCAAUUAGUGUUUUAUUUUUUUUCAACUGAGUAUUUGUACUCACUUAUGCGUUGAAAAAAUUUUAGUUAACAUAAUUCGUUUGCCGAUUGUCGUUCUCUCAGACAAACUUGUGGAUGAAAUUUAGUAUAUUACAAUUAACUUAUCCUAAGUGUAAUAUACGCAACUUUACUGCCGAUAAUCGUUCGAAGAAACGUUUACAUUCCCGUACGUAGUACGUGACGUUUCUUUGUAAUUUAAUUAGCUGAAGUUUUUGAUCUUGUUUAAGUACAUAGCAAGUAUUGAUUUUUAGUAAAUCUCGUUCUCUUCGAACGACUUUAAUCACUGUCCAUUAAUAUUACUACUUAUUCUAGGCUGUAAAUACAAAAAAAAUACAAUAAAUAUGGAAACCUAAUAACUUAAAA